UGAUUAAGUAAAGUGAGGAAGAAGCAAAGAGAGAUAGAGAGAGAGAGAGAUCAAGAUGAGAGGAUAUGAUCAGAAGAUUCUACUGAUGGUUCUGGUGGUUGUAGCGGUUUUAGCGGCGGCUCGAGGUCAAGAGACUACUGGAUUCGUGACAUGGGCCAACAAUUACUACCAGACAUGGGGACAUCAAGCUUUGGUUAUUAAUAAAACCUCUGAGCUCCAGCUCACACUCGAUAAUAACUCUGGGUCAGGGUUUGAAUCCCAAUUGAUUUACGGAUCAGGAUACUUCAACGUAAGAAUCAAGGCACCUCAAACUACGUCUACGGGAGUCAUUACUUCUUUCUACUUAAUCUCCCGUUCAAGCCGCCAUGAUGAGCUCUGUUUCCAGAUCUUGGGAAAGAAUGGGCCACCGUAUUUGCUGAAUACGAAUAUGUAUCUGUACGGUGAAGGAGGCAAAGAUCAGAGGUUUCGUCUCUGGUUUGAUCCAACCAAAGAUUACCAUUCCUACAGUUUUCUUUGGAACCCAAAUCAACUUGUGUUUUAUGUCGACGAUACACCGAUCAGGGUUUACAGCAAGAAUCCAGAUGUUUACUACCCAUCAGUGCAGACAAUGUUCCUAAUGGGAAGCGUGCAAAACGGAUCGAUAAUUGACCCGAAGCAGAUGCCUUACAUUGCUAAGUUCCAGGCAUCAAAGAUUGAAGGGUGUCAAACUGAGUUCAUGGGAAUCGAGAAAUGCACUGAUCCUAAAUUCUGGUGGAAUCGCAAACAGCUAAGCUCUAAAGAGAAGGAACUGUAUAUAAACGCAAAGAAGAUGUACCUGGAUUAUGACUAUUGUUCAGACAGACAGCGGUAUCCAAAGGUUCCUCAAGAAUGCGGAAGUUACAGUUAGAGAAAGAUCAAUACCUGUCACAGGGUUAAGCCUUACAAAGCAAAAAUAUUGAUAAAAAUAACUUACGCUACUGUAAGAUGCUUUGUAAUAAGAUUUUUCUAUCAAA
Molecule: messenger RNA, 992 nt
Organism: Arabidopsis arenosa
Lineage: Eukaryota; Viridiplantae; Streptophyta; Magnoliopsida; Brassicales; Brassicaceae
Source: the annotation of a GenBank genome assembly